Molecule: messenger RNA, 297 nt
Organism: Diplodia corticola
Lineage: Eukaryota; Fungi; Ascomycota; Dothideomycetes; Botryosphaeriales; Botryosphaeriaceae
Product: 40s ribosomal protein s30
Exons: 3
Coding region: 1-297 (98 amino acids)
Biological process (GO): translation
Cellular component (GO): ribosome; cytosolic small ribosomal subunit
Molecular function (GO): structural constituent of ribosome
Source: RefSeq, a predicted model, not a curated record
AUGGGUAAGGUUCACGGUUCUCUCGCCCGUGCCGGAAAGGUCAAGUCUCAGACCCCCAAGAUGGACGGAGAAAAGGAGUCGCCACCGGGCGACGCAGGAAGAUGCGCAGCGGAUUGGACCAUGGAGACACCAGAACGACUGGAUGCUGAUCAAGUUUGCAUACAACAGGUCGAGCCCCAGGAGAAGAAGAAGAACCCUAAGGGCCGUGCCCUCAAGAGGAUAAAGUACACUCGCCGCUUCGUCAACGUCACCAUGACCGGUGGCAAGAGGAAGAUGAACCCCAACCCCACUUCGUAA